AAAAUCUCCAUUUCAGAGCUAUGAGAGGUAUAGCAGCAAUUUUGAUUUUGGGCGCCACGGCCGUUCUGGGUCAACAUGACCCUCAUUGGGUAGAUGGUAGAAGUACCAUUGUGCAUCUAUUUGAAUGGAAAUGGGCCGACAUCGCGUCAGAAUGUGAAAAUUUUUUGAGUAAAAAAGGCUUCGCAGGGGUACAAAUUUCUCCACCUAGUGAAAAUGCUGUCGUAAGCGGAAGGCCGUGGUGGGAAAAAUACCAACCGGUCAGCUAUGUCCUCACUACCAGAUCUGGAGAUGAAGCUGCUUUAGCUGACAUGAUCAAGCGUUGUAAUAAUGUCGGAGUUAGAAUCUAUGCUGAUCUGGUCGUUAAUCAUAUGGCUGCCUCUACAGGAAUCGGAACAGCUGGACACACUUGCGACCCAGGUAGUAAGUCUUACCCAGCUGUAUCCUACUCUAGCGAAAACUUCCACGCUACCUGUGACAUUAAUUAUAAUGAUGCUGCUUCUAUUAGAAAUUGUGAAUUAUCUGGUCUCAAGGAUUUGGAUCAAAGUCAGGACUAUGUGAGAGGUAAAAUCAUCGAGUACAUGAAUCAUCUGAUCAGCUUGGGUGUAGCUGGUUUUCGUGUGGAUGCUGCCAAACAUAUGUGGCCUGCAGAUUUAUCAGCUAUUUUUGGUAGUGUCAACGAUUUAAAUACCGAUUUCUUCCCCAGUGGAUCCAGAGCCAUGUACUACCAAGAAGUCAUCGAUACUGGUUCUGACCCAGUCUACAAUACUGAAUAUACAGGUUUUGGACGUGUAUGUGAGUUUAAAUAUGGUAUGGAGUUGGCAAAAUGUUUCCGAGGAAGCAAUCCACUGAAGUACUUGACCAACUGGGGUGUUGGAUGGGGUAUGGCUGAUGGAAGCAAAACUGCUGUCUUUAUUGACAACCAUGACACUGAAAGAAGUAACUCAGCUUACUUAAACUAUAAAGAAGACAAGGCUUAUAAAGCGGCUAUCGCUUUUAUGUUGGCUCAUCCUUAUGAGGGCCUUCCUAAGGUCAUGUCGUCAUUUUACUUUGAUAGUAGUGACCAAGCUCCUCCAGCAAACGGCGAUGAUGUGCUAAGCCCUGGAUUUAAUGAUGAUGGAACAUGUACUAAUGGUUGGGUCUGCCAACAUCGUUGGUCGCCCAUUUUCAACAUGGUAGAGUUCCGUAACACCGUCUCUGGAACCGAAUUAACUAACUGGUGGUCUGGUGGUGAUAACCAAAUAGCCUUUUCCAGGGGUGAUAAGGGACUAAUAGCUAUUUCUAUCAAUGGUGAUAUUAACUCCAACAUUCCAACUGGCCUGCCUGAUGGUACCUAUUGUGAUGUUAUCUCUGGAAGUUUGUCUAAUGGAUCUUGUACUGGCAAAACAGUUACUGUCAGUGGAGGAUCGGCUUAUAUUAGUAUUAGCAGUGGGGACACAAAUGCUGCUGUAGCAAUACACGUGAAUGCCAAGUGCUAAAUAAAGUAUGAUUUUUUAAAAUUUCUUUUAUUU
Anthonomus grandis grandis is the source of this 1508-nucleotide messenger RNA. Its product is annotated as alpha-amylase-like. Gene Ontology annotation, biological process: carbohydrate metabolic process. The record is from RefSeq and is a predicted model, not a curated record. Bases 21 to 1475 code for a protein of 484 amino acids. Gene Ontology annotation, molecular function: cation binding; alpha-amylase activity. NCBI's taxonomy places the organism in Eukaryota, Metazoa, Arthropoda, Insecta, Coleoptera, Curculionidae. The transcript is spliced from 4 exons.